AGCUAAGUAAUUUGAGGCCAAUUCCUACCCUUUUCACUUCUACGUUUCUUGGAAGCCAAAUUGCUCCAACGUAAUUACCCAAGCAAGAAAAUAAUUCUCUUUUUGGAAAAGGAAAAGUAGAAGCUAAUCGAACUUAUCUUCAGUUUUCCUUCCUUGGAACAUUUGAAAUUAAACCAAUCAAUUUAAUUCCUUUCACAUUCCCCACUACCAUUUUCUCACUGACCAAACAAAAGCCAAGAAAUUUGGAAAAAGAAUUUACAAAUUAUAUGCAAAUCCAUUUAAGCACAGAGAGGGAGAGAAUUAUGAUGAGAGACUGAACAGGAGGGAUCAUCUCAACUAGAUCGUUAUAGAGGACGUGACCCAAAUUGCCGUUCGCGGCGGAGUUAGAGAGUGAAGACUAAAUUCGACAGUUUGUCGACGACGAGUCAACCUCCCCCGACAACCAUGAAUUCUGAUCUCCAAAACCUGAAUUUUCAUGCAAAUCCACGAAAUUCUGUGGCCCAAAUAUCGUUCUCUUUGAUUCUGGAACUGAAGAUCGAUUGCAAUAGAUAUUACGAGAAAAUAAAGCACGCCGGAGGCAAACGCGGCAAGGAGGAAAAGGAGAAGGAUGGACAAGAAGAAGCAGCAGUAGCACCAUCGACGGCAGGUACUGCGGCCAGGCUUGUGCUGGGAGACUUGCUUGAGGCGUUUGGUGUUCCCGGGCGGAGGAACGCGGAGGAUUUGAUCUCUGGGCAUCUGGAUCACAUAACUUCCAGGCUUCAGCCUGGGCUUUACUUGCGGAGGAGGCGCGGACUCUGCAACGGCCACAGCCUACAGCUACAACAACCGGUCGACCGUGACAAGCAAGACAAAGGUUGGGAGAACGAAGACGAUGAGGGGGAGAGCGAGUGGGGAGGGUAAAAAUGAUAUUUUAUUUUGAAGUCCCAUCCCAUCCCAUCC
This is a messenger RNA of Rubroshorea leprosula, 939 nucleotides long. The record is from the annotation of a GenBank genome assembly. Lineage: Eukaryota; Viridiplantae; Streptophyta; Magnoliopsida; Malvales; Dipterocarpaceae.